AUGUCCACUAGCAAGACGGAGGCCUCUGCUAGCCCACCUGUGGAGAUGGAGGGAUCUACACAGCAGGCUAGCGUGGGGGAGCGCGUGGCCAGCCUUCCAGUCAUCAGCACCACCUGCCAAAUGCUGUCGGCCGCCUACAACGCCACCAAGGACAGCCACUCCCACAUCAGGAUUUUCUACGACAUGGCCGAGAAGGACGUGCAGAUGCUCUUGGAGGCUGCCGUCAGCAGGGUGCAGCCCAUCCUCGCCAAGCUGGAGCCCCAGAUCAAUACGGCCAGCGAGUAUGCACACUGGGGGCUGGACAAGCUGGAGAACAGCGUGUCUGUCCUGCAGCAGCCGCUGGAGAAGGUCCUGGCCGACACCCGAGCUGUGUCAUCCAAGGUAUCGGAGGCCCGAGAUGCCAUGUCCAGCGCCAAGGACAUGGUGGCCACCUGCGUGACGGGGGCAGUGGACGCGACCCGGGACACUGUGCAGAGUGGCGUGGACAGGAUCAAGUGUGCCGUGUCCAGCGGCGUCCAGCCGGUCAUGGAUUCCCGUGUGGGCCAGAUGGUGCUGAGCGGAGUGGACAUGAUCCUGGGCAGGUCAGAGGAAUGGGUGGACAACCACCUGCCCAUGUCGAACGCUGAACUAGGCUGCCUGGCCACAUCCCUGGACGGCGUGGACAUCGCGUCCCUGCAGCAGCAGUGGCAGGAGCAGAGCUACUUCAUGCGCCUGGGUUCGCUGUCUGAGCGGCUGCACCAGUGCACCUACCAGCACUCGCUGGGCAAGCUGCAGCUCAGCGGGCAGAGGGCGCAGGAGGCGCUGCUGCAGCUGGCGCAGGCCAUCUGCGUGGUAGAAACGGCCAAGCAGGAGGCAGGUCAGAAGCUGGCAGAGGGGCAGGAGAAGUGCCUCCAGAUGUGGCUCAACUGGCACAAGAAACAGCUCCCAGACGCUGAUGCCGAUGCAGCCAGGCCAGAGAGCUGA
This is a messenger RNA of Sorex araneus (European shrew), 963 nucleotides long. RefSeq names its product perilipin-3-like. Gene Ontology annotation, biological process: positive regulation of triglyceride storage; lipid storage. Lineage: Eukaryota; Metazoa; Chordata; Mammalia; Eulipotyphla; Soricidae. Gene Ontology annotation, cellular component: cytosol; lipid droplet. The record is from RefSeq and is a predicted model, not a curated record.